This is a messenger RNA of Gracilinanus agilis (Agile Gracile Mouse Opossum), 654 nucleotides long. RefSeq names its product paired box protein Pax-7. Gene Ontology annotation, biological process: anatomical structure development; regulation of transcription by RNA polymerase II. NCBI's taxonomy places the organism in Eukaryota, Metazoa, Chordata, Mammalia, Didelphimorphia, Didelphidae. Gene Ontology annotation, molecular function: DNA-binding transcription factor activity, RNA polymerase II-specific; RNA polymerase II cis-regulatory region sequence-specific DNA binding. The transcript has 4 exons. The annotation marks the transcript as partial. The record is from RefSeq and is a predicted model, not a curated record.
GCUCACAGUGGGGGAAAAGAGAGAAGACAGGAAGGAUUUCUGAGGACUCUGGACCUGUCCCUGGCGUGCCCAGAAUGGCGGCUCUCCCCGGCACAGUACCGAGAAUGAUGAGACCCGCUCCGGGACAGAACUACCCUCGGACUGGAUUUCCCUUGGAAGUGUCCACCCCACUGGGCCAAGGGCGGGUGAAUCAGCUUGGCGGGGUCUUCAUCAACGGCAGGCCCCUGCCCAACCACAUCCGCCACAAGAUCGUGGAGAUGGCCCACCACGGCAUCCGGCCCUGCGUCAUCUCCCGACAGCUCCGUGUCUCCCACGGCUGUGUCUCCAAAAUCCUAUGCCGCUACCAGGAGACGGGCUCCAUCCGGCCUGGGGCCAUCGGGGGCAGCAAACCCAGGCAGGUAGCCACUCCAGACGUGGAGAAGAAAAUCGAGGAGUACAAAAGAGAAAACCCUGGGAUGUUUAGCUGGGAAAUCCGGGAUCGGCUGCUCAAGGAUGGACACUGCGACCGGAGCACGGUUCCCUCAGUGAGUUCGAUUAGCCGCGUGCUCAGAAUCAAAUUCGGGAAGAAAGAGGAAGAGGAUGAGUGCGACAAGAAGGAGGAGGACGGCGAAAAGAAGGCGAAACACAGCAUUGACGGCAUUCUGGGCGACAAAG